AGCUUCGUUGGCUGGAACUGCUCGUGGCUAGAAGUUAUGAAGAAACUUCUUGCAUAAAACUUUGACAUGACUGAGACCAUGGCAUCUUCAACAAACUUAGACGUUGCAGCCCAGUUAAUUGUGGAAGAAUGUACCACUAGCUACAGCCUUCCGCCCAUGCCAGACAUCAAAGUGGAGCAUCAGCUUGACGCUAGCACAGAGGAAGGCCCAGCUCAGAGUGUCACCAUGGGGAUGAAAUUCAUUUUGCCCAAUAGAUUUGAUAUGAAUGUCUGCUCGCGAUUUGUGAAAUCUUUGAAUGAGGAGGACAGUAAAAAUAUUCAAGACCAAGUUAACUCUGACCUUGAAGUGGCAUCUGUCUUAUUUAAAGCUGAAUGCAACAGCCACACUUCUCCUUCCCCUGGUAUCCAAGUAAGACAUGUUUAUACUCCAUCAACUACUAAGCAUUUCUCACCAAUAAAACAAUCAACUACCUUAACUAACAAACACAGGGGAAAUGAAGUCUCUACAACACCUCUUCUUGUAAACUCUUUAUCAGUUCAUCAGCUGGCUGCUCAGGGAGAAAUGUUAUAUCUGGCCACGCGUAUUGAACAAGAAAAUGUAAUCAAUCAUAAGGAUGAAGAAGGAUUUACCCCUCUGAUGUGGGCUGCAGCUCAUGGGCAGAUAGCAGUAGUGGAAUUUCUCCUCCAAAAUGGUGCAGAUCCUCAGAUUUUGGGGAAGGGACGAGAAAGUGCCCUCUCAUUGGCUUGCAGUAAAGGAUACACAGAUAUUGUCAAAAUGCUGCUUGACUGUGGAGUUGAUGUCAAUGAGUAUGACUGGAAUGGAGGCACACCUCUACUAUAUGCAGUACAUGGGAACCAUGUGAAAUGUGUAAAAAUUCUCCUCGAAAGUGGUGCUGAUCCAACUAUCGAAACAGAUGCUGGCUGUAAUUCCAUGGAUUUGGCUGUAGCCUUGGGCUAUCGGAGUGUUCAACAGGUUAUUGAGUCUCAUUUAUUAAAGCUACUUCAAAAUAUCAAGGAAUAAUGGUUGGCUCUUUUGCGGGUAUCAGUUCUUGGCUUGGACAUUUGAACUGCUUUGUAGCCCUAUAAUCAGUGACAAGGGUUGGUUGUUUUUAAUUUUACCUCAGUUCAACUAUUUGCUGGUUUUAUUGAAGCUUUUUAAUAUUCUUCCUCCUCUUUCGUUGCUGUUCAUAGAAAUAUGCGAUGUCAUCAUUUUCUUAAAAAUAUUUUAUAUAAUUUUAGAAGAAAAAGUCAGUUGUCCUGCAUGAAAAACUUCGUAAAUAAAACCAGUUUUGACCAUCUAAC
Messenger RNA from Nestor notabilis (Kea), 1301 nucleotides. It is a transcript of the gene ANKRA2, whose product is annotated as ankyrin repeat, family A (RFXANK-like), 2. Bases 67 to 1020 code for a protein of 317 amino acids. Gene Ontology annotation, molecular function: protein binding. Gene Ontology annotation, biological process: regulation of gene expression. The record is from RefSeq and is a predicted model, not a curated record. Lineage: Eukaryota; Metazoa; Chordata; Aves; Psittaciformes; Psittacidae. The transcript is spliced from 8 exons. Gene Ontology annotation, cellular component: nucleus.